GGCGGGCGGCGGCUACAGCGGCCCUCUUCCGCACCCACCGGAGGAAAGUUUUCUCUAGACGCUUCCGGCCGGCCCGCGCCCUCCCGGCCCAGCCUCCUGAGCCUUCGGAGCGGGCGGCGCCCCAGCCCAGCUCCGGGGAGACCUGAGCCGCGAUGCCUGGGGGGUGCUCCCGGGGCCCGGCCGCCGGGGACGGGCGGCUGCGGCUGGCGCGCCUGGCGCUGGUCCUCCUGGGCUGGGUCUCUUCGUCCUCCCUCACCUCCUCGGCGUCCUCUACCUCCUCGGCGUCGUUCCCGGCCUCCGCGGCGUCCGCCCUGCCCCCGCUGCCGGGCCGCUGCCCCCAGCCGUGCGAGUGCUCCGAGGCGGCGCGCACCGUCAAGUGCGUGGGCCGCAACCUGACCGAGGUGCCCGCGGAUCUGCCCCCCUACGUGCGUACCCUUUUCCUCACCGGCAAUCAGCUGGCCGUGCUCCCCACUGGCGCCUUCGCCCGCCGGCCGCCCCUGGCCGAGCUGUCUGCACUCAACCUCAGUGGCAGCCGCCUGACGGAGGUGCAAGCCGGCGCCUUCGAGCACCUGCCCAGCCUACGCCUGCUCGACCUCAGCCACAACCCACUGGCCAACCUCAGCGCCUUCGCCUUCUCCGGCAGCAACGCCAGCGUCGCGGCCCCCAGCCCCUUGGUGGACCUGAUCCUGAACCACAUCGUGACUUCGGCGGCCCAGCGGCAGAACCGGAGCUUUGAGGGGAUGGUGGCGGCCGCCCUGCGAGCGGGCCACGCGCUGCGCGGGCUCCGCCGCCUGGAGCUGGCCAGCAACCACCUCCUCUACCUGCCCCUGGACGUCCUGGCCCAGCUACCAGACCUCCGGCACCUGGACCUGCGCAACAACUCUCUGGUGAGCCUGACUUAUGUGUUCUUCCGCAACCUGACACACCUCGAAAGCUUCCACCUGGAGGACAACGCCCUCAAAGUCCUGCACAACAGCACUCUGGCAGAGCUGCAAAGCCUGCCACACGUUAGGGUCUUCCUGGACGACAAUCCCUGGGUCUGUGACUGCCACCUGGCAGACAUGGUGGCCUGGCUCAAGGAGACAGAGGUAGUGCAGGAUAAAGCCAGGCUCACCUGUGCAUUCCCGGAGAAAAUGAGGCACCGGGUCCUCUUGGAACUUAACAGCUCCGAUUUGGACUGUGACCCUGACCUCCCUCCAUCCCUGCAGACUUCUUAUGUCUUCCUAGGUAUUGUUUUAGCCCUGAUAGGUGCCAUUUUCCUACUGGUUUUAUAUCUGAACCGCAAAGGGAUAAAGAAGUGGAUGCAUAACAUCAGAGACGCCUGCAGGGAUCACAUGGAAGGGUAUCAUUACAGAUAUGAAAUCAAUGCAGACCCCAGGUUAACAAACCUCAGUUCGAAUUCGGAUGUCUGAGAGCCAUGCGAGGACAGAACAAUGACAACUAUGCAUGAGAUGUAGACUUAAGCUUUAUCCCAUCCUAGGCUUCUUCCACCUCCACUCUCCGCUGUAGACACCACUGACCUUGACUGAAAGCAGUGAAGGGAACUUACUCCCUUCUUAUGUAAAGUUUCUUGGUUGCUUAUGUUACUGUAAGACGAUGAGCAACUGUGCAUAGGGUUUUAUCCUCUUCCUUUUCUUGGAACUCAACACCAUAUGGAGGGAUAUUUUUCAAGUUUCAGCAUGAACCUGGACUCCUGGCUGUCUGUUUCUCAUAGUACAGUUCAAGGUGUAGCAAGUGUACUCCCACAGAUAGCAUUCAACAAAAGCUGCCUCGACUUUUUUGAGAAAAAGACUUUAUUCAUAAAUAUCCGUUUUAUUCUCAUGUACCUAAAUUGUGGAGAAAAUUAUUGCAUUCCAUAAACUGCCUGCAGACCUUAGCAAGCUCUUCAAAGUAACUCCAUAGUACACAGGAGCCCCUGCAUCCGAGAGCAUGCUUACAUGUUACUGUUCUGCAUAUUACAGAAACUAACUUGCAAUUUCAGAUAACUUCUUUGACAAAGUAAAAUUACUUUUUUGAUUGCAGUUUAUCUGAAACUAUACUGAAGUUUUUUUAUAAACUGCAUCGAGAUCCAACCAACUAAACUGUUGAAAAAAUUCAAUAAAGAUUCUUAAAAGAA
Messenger RNA from Phacochoerus africanus (Common warthog), 2116 nucleotides. It is a transcript of the gene TPBG, whose product is annotated as trophoblast glycoprotein. Gene Ontology annotation, molecular function: protein binding. Gene Ontology annotation, cellular component: plasma membrane. The record is from RefSeq and is a predicted model, not a curated record. The transcript has a single exon. Gene Ontology annotation, biological process: negative regulation of canonical Wnt signaling pathway. NCBI's taxonomy places the organism in Eukaryota, Metazoa, Chordata, Mammalia, Artiodactyla, Suidae. Bases 153 to 1412 code for a protein of 419 amino acids.